Molecule: messenger RNA, 1620 nt
Organism: Aspergillus calidoustus
Lineage: Eukaryota; Fungi; Ascomycota; Eurotiomycetes; Eurotiales; Aspergillaceae
Source: the annotation of a GenBank genome assembly
AUGGCAUUAACCCCAAAAAGAUACACAUCUUCGGACGACUUUCCAACCACACAACUCUUCUUACUAGCAAUAUGUCGGGUCGCAGAACCGAUCGCCGUGACAAGCUGCAUAGCUUACGCUUUCGCGAUGGUCAGGGACUUCCACAUAGGUGAUGGCAACGACGCGUCUUUCUAUGCUGGAAUCCUCGUCGCAACCUUCUCUUUGGUCGAAGCAUGUACCGGAAUGUUCUGGGGGGCUUUGUCCGACCGAAUCGGCCGCAAACCUGUUCUCUGCACCGGAUUGUUCGGCACCAUCACCUCCCUUUUGCUCGUUGGCCUUGCUCCCAACUUCUGGGUGGCUCUUUUUGGCCGGGCGCUUGGAGGUUUGCUCAAUGGAAACAUCGGCGUUAUCCAGACCAUGGUCGGUGAAAUAGUCAAGCGACCUGAGCAUGAGCCUCGAGCUUAUGCAGUAAUGCCAUUCGUUUGGUCCAUCGGCACCAUCAUCGGACCUGCCGUUGGAGGACUACUUGCAAAGCCUGCUGAAAGUUAUCCGUCUGUCUUCUCUCAUGAUGGUCUUUUUGGCAAAUUCCCCUACCUACUGCCCAAUUUGGUUUGUUCCAUCUUACUUCUUGGCAGUAUAAUUUUCGCCUGGCUCUUCUUGCAAGAGACUCAUCCCGACAUGCAGCCGAUGGACGACCUCGGGCCUCUGGAUCAUGUUUCAGUCGAGCAUCCCCUUCUAGUGCCUGCGGGGGCAACUGCCCAUCCAGAUGUCGACCUACGAGCAGAAUCUUACGGCACAUUUAAUCAAGUGCAGCUGCAUGAUGAUGAAGCUUGGACGGUCUACGGGGACGGAUCCAAACCCGAGAUGGAUUCGCAAAAGCAAACCGCCUUCACUCCACGUGUGAUCAUGCUCAUCGUCGCUUUGGCCAUCUUCACCUACCAUUCUAUGACCUACGACCACCUUCUUCCCAUAUUCCUACAAGACAAACGCGGUGUCUUUAGCCCAGACGACUCGGGUCUCACUUUUCCCGGCGGAAUUGGCCUCUCGACCCGUAUGGUUGGCUUGAUUAUCUCUUCGGACGGGAUCAUCGCACUUAUCAUUCAAAGCCUUAUUUUCCCUGUCUUGGCGCAUUACCUUGGAGUCUGGAAGCUUUUCAUCAUCGUCACCGUCCUUCAUCCCUUGGCCUACUUUAUGGUCCCGUUCCUCGUCUUCUUGCCGGCCGGUUAUCUUUAUCCCGGCAUCUACGCUUGCCUGGUCACUCGGAACAUCCUUUCAAUCAUCGAUUUCCCGGUGCUUUUGAUCCUCAUUAAACAAGCAUGCCCUUCAGAUUCUUUUCUAGGAAAGAUCAAUGGCCUUGCUGCAUCUGCUGGUGCUGCCGCGCGUACUAUUGCGCCUCCCGUUGCUGGGUAUCUGUACAGCACAGGAGCGGACAUGAAGUUCACUGCGCUUGCUUGGUGGGGAAGCGCGUUUGUUGCGAUCAUUGGAGCGCUACAGCUGUGGUUCAUCAGCCAGAAGCCACAUUCUUCUGCUACGAUCCAGCCGGCUGCACGCUGUCAUUUUGCGCCUGGUGAUGGUCAAGACCACAAGGAAACUAUCCGUAUCCUUGUGACGGAUGUUGAUGAGGUAGGAGAGCGUGCUUAA